AUGGCUGGUCACAAAGAUGGACCAAUCGUUGAGACAGGCAAACCUUCCUUUGUCAUCGACCUAACAUUAGGUGCUGGAUGCAGGUCAUCAGAGAGGCUCCAAGACACCGCGAAGAAAGACUCGCCAAAGCUCAUCAGCGGUGCACAUCCAAUGGCCGUGCCGGGAUUUGAACCCCUGACAUCCAGCAUGCGAGGCGAGUGUGUAACCACUGCUACACCAAGGCACGUUGGACGCAGCUUUAUUUUCACAUCUGAACAGGCGGAUGUGUUCACGCUUGAGCGAUGCGAUUGGUGUGCCCGACGAUCGAACGAUGAGAUGUCGAGUUUAUUUGGUCUCAAAUCAGCUAUGAUGAACAGAAACUCCCAUCACGAAGAUGCCCCAGAUGCCAGACAGAACAAGGCAAAGGAAUCAGAUGACAAACUGCCGUCCAUAUUUGAUGAGCGCAACGGACGACUGCGCCGGUUAUCCGUCGCCCAAGGAGUUAGAAAGCUGACACUGGCUUCAGGUGCAUGCAGUAUUUCCUCACGGUUGUACACUAGCAGUAAGGCGAGAUGGCCCAAGCUUGGGCGACGUGGCAGUAUCCCAGCCCUCGUGCUUCCUUCGGGUUGCACGGCAGUUAAGCACCCAAAUGGUGCUACAGCGGAAAGAUUUUUUUACUACUUGUUUAUUGUUAUGGAUAUAAACGACAUUAGUCGAGAUUCCAUUCAAAGAGCAUUCGGUACCAAGAGGAUCAUGCCAUCACCAGGGCAUGACUUCUCCCAAACUGAACAUUCCGCAAGUCGGGCCACACCCUCCCAAGAUACAGGUCGACUGUUGACUUUUCGUGGCUCAGUCACAACACCAGUGUCACGCAGGGCAAGUCAACAAACCCCCAGUUCCAGCAGUCUGGGAUUAUCACUCAUGAGCAUCUUCGCCGCCAAGAAAAUGUCCCGGAGAUUCCUAGCCGCACUUUCGGAGCACGAAGGACGUGACAGGAGGUCCGGAUCCUUCAGAAAGAUAUUUGGCACGAUAUUCGAGAUACCGCAGUAUAUUUUCAUAGAGGAAACUGUUCACAUGGUUGCUGAAAACUCUUCAUCAGCCCACGACCGGUAUUGUCCUUCUUGGGGCUCAUCAGGUAGGCACAGUCGCCGAGUUUCGGUCAACCUUAUGUUCUACUUGAACCCAAAUUGGACUGUUUUCGAGAAAUACACUCAUUUGCAACCAAAUUGA
Messenger RNA from Opisthorchis viverrini, 1209 nucleotides. RefSeq lists its product as hypothetical. The transcript is spliced from 7 exons. The record is from RefSeq and is a predicted model, not a curated record. Lineage: Eukaryota; Metazoa; Platyhelminthes; Trematoda; Opisthorchiida; Opisthorchiidae. The coding region runs from base 1 to 1209 and encodes 402 amino acids.